CCAGAUGGCCUGCAGCCUCCCUGUAGCCAAUUGCAAGCCGAGGCUCCACCCCUCGGGCGCCACCCCGUUCGCGAGAGACCCUGCGUUUUCGCUUGGCUCUGCUGAGGAAGAGGCCACGUGAGCUGUGGCGCCCGGCAGCCAUGGAAAACGAGCGCCACCACCAUGGGCCCCGCUCCUUGGGCCUGGAGUUCUGGGAGCUGGAGGCUAGUGCGGGUCCUGCCGCAGGUGUCCCCGCAGCAGCCGAGGGAGGCCCCUCCAGUGCAGGAGCUGCCGGCCUCGCGGCGGCCGGUCAAGCUGAGGGCCUCCUGCAGGACGAUGACCAUGAUGGCCACAACCUGAGCCAAGAGGUGCCUGUGAGCAGCGGAGGUGGCACUGCCCGCCAGGCGGAUGACGGGGACCGGGAGCCUGAGCAGCCGUCGCCGGCCGAGCAGGAUCCCGCGGGUGCCAGGGCUGGACGGCGGGGCCGGCCCCCGCGGCGCCGAAUCCCCUUCAGCUUCACGCAGGGGCAGGUGCAGGAACUGGAAAGCGUUUUCCAGGAAACUCAGUACCCGGAUGUCCUUACGAGACUGAUGCUUGCAAGAGACCUGAAUGUGCCCGAAUCCAGAGUGCAG
Molecule: messenger RNA, 611 nt
Organism: Chinchilla lanigera (long-tailed chinchilla)
Lineage: Eukaryota; Metazoa; Chordata; Mammalia; Rodentia; Chinchillidae
Product: rhox homeobox family member 1-like
Exons: 2
Biological process (GO): regulation of transcription by RNA polymerase II
Molecular function (GO): RNA polymerase II transcription regulatory region sequence-specific DNA binding; DNA-binding transcription factor activity, RNA polymerase II-specific
Source: RefSeq, a predicted model, not a curated record